Amborella trichopoda is the source of this 3193-nucleotide messenger RNA. Its product is annotated as P-loop containing nucleoside triphosphate hydrolases superfamily protein. NCBI's taxonomy places the organism in Eukaryota, Viridiplantae, Streptophyta, Magnoliopsida, Amborellales, Amborellaceae. The record is from RefSeq and is a predicted model, not a curated record. Gene Ontology annotation, molecular function: RNA helicase activity; RNA binding; ATP binding.
UCUCUCUCUCUCUCUCUCUCUCUCUUCUCAUUCCCAAAAGUCAUAUCUUUGUUUCUCCUCUCUCCGUCUCUCCAUGUUCAUAGAAAUCUCUUUCUUCGUCCAUCUUGCUCUAGCCAUUUGCUUCUCUCUCUAUCUCUACCAUGUUUUUCUCUCUAGAGAUUCCUUGCAUUUAGCCCUUGUUUCUAUGUAGAAAUUUAUCUUCCAGGUUGUAUUUGAUCCUAUCUGAACAGCAAAAAACCCAUUUUACAGGAAAUAUUUUUCACGAAAUGCAAUUCACAAGCAGUAGUUCUUUUCAGAUAAAUUUUUUUUUCUAAGGAUCCAAAUGGGGAGUAGUUAGCUGACAUUUUGAGAAAUGGAGCUGUCAGCUACAUCCAAGGGAUGUGAUCUUAUGAAUGUCAAGGUCACACAUAGGAUCUUCUAGUGUGAAUAGACCUCAAUCUUGUUUUGUGCAUGGAUCGUUGUUCUAGAUUAUUUUAUGACAUACAAAUUAUAAAUUGCACUUGUAUAGAUGUCCACUUAUCCUGAUAUGAUGUAACAAAAGGAAAACUUACCAGACCAUGCAUAAAAUAUCAACUUUUUAACGUUUGACUCAUUUAUCAAAAUGCACCUAAAAUAUCAACCAUUCUUACUCAUGAUUAUAUGUCCUUUUAUGGGCUUUUUGAAAUUAGAUCAUAAGUAAUGGCUAAGAUGUUAAAACAUUCAUCUCUUUGCCAUUUUUUGAUAAAUUUCCCCUAGAAAAAUUCUGCUCAUCUUGCAUAUACAACGUCUUGGGUAUGUGUCUGUCAUGAGAAAGCAUUACUGAUGUUUCCUCUGAGCAAGUUGGUUUUUGGGUGUAUAUAUGAUGUAAAGAACUUGUAAUAUCUCUUUUUUGGAAUACUGGCCUGAGGUGCUAAGCCCUUGUCUGCGUGUUCACUUGUACGCAUAUAUACAUCACACUCAAGAAGAACCGACUUGAAUAUGUGCUCAUGAGCUCAAAAUUCUUUCUACAUAUCUUUUGUAUUGUUUUAUUUUAGUACAGUGAACUGGCUAGUGCCCAGUUUUGGGCAGGUGGUUUAAUCUGUUGUAUCUGGCCAGUUUCCUGCACAAUUUAGUUUGAAGUGGUUUCUUGAUAUAUUUGACUGGAAUUUCCAUUCCAGAGCAAUUGAAAUAGGCCUUCAACCUUGUUAUUUUGGCAUUGAUCCACUCUAUAGCCUGCAAGUUUUAUGCAAAUGCCUUUAUUUGUGUUGUGUGUUGGAAGUUUCUCUGAUUACAUUCUUCUAUUACCAGAAUUCUUGUAACACCUAAUAGGUAUGGCUUGAUUGCGUAUUGGUUCCCUGUGAUCCUUUAUAGAGCUUGUUCUAGCUGGCUUUGGAAUUGCUAACAGGGUUAUACUUCAGUUCAUUGAAGAAUGCUUGCGCUUUGCUGUAAACGUCUAUACCUUUUCAUUGGGGACUCUCUUCACACCCACACCCGUAGGCUAGCUCACUCUAAAUUCCAUACAAGUAUCAGGUUUCAAAAACAUAUAGAUCGUGAUAAUGGUCCCCUGACUCUUGCAAAAGUGGGAUUUGGGUGCGAAACUGAGAUAACAAAGAAUAAGAAACCAAAGGCGUUUGCUGCUAAUUUGGAAUCGGGUGUGAAAGUUCCUUCAAUCAAAACCAAAAUACCAAAGGCCAAGUUAAAGCAAGUAGAGAAGAAUCCCAUAGACCCCAACUCAGCCCCAUUUGCACCAAAGACAUUCUCAGAGCUUGGCCUCUCACCUCAUUUGCUUGAGACGUUAGAGAGAGAAGGUCUCUCUCUCCCAACCGACGUCCAGUCCACUGCAAUCCCAACAAUUCUCAGGGGUCACGAUGUCAUCAUCCAAUCUUAUACUGGUUCAGGUAAAACGUUUGCUUACCUUCUCCCUAUACUCUCUAGAGUAGGCCCUCUCAAAGAAGCCCAAAAUGGAGAAGGGGUUACUGAAACCCGAUGCAUAGAAGCUGUGAUCGUCUGCCCAUCUAGAGAGCUGGGAAUGCAAAUAGUGAGAGAGGCUGAAAAAAUAUUGGGACCCCAAAACAGGAAAGUGGUGCAACAACUUGUUGGGGGUGCAAAUCGAUCGAGGCAAGAAGAAGCUCUCCGGAAAAACAAGCCUAUCAUUGUGGUAGGAACACCAGGGAGGAUUGCGGAGAUAAGUGCCUCAGGUAAGCUUCACACACAUGGGUCACGCUUCUUAGUCCUUGAUGAAGUGGAUCAGUUACUUUCUUUUAACUUUCGAGAGGACAUGCAUAGGAUCCUGGAGCACGUUGGUCGAGCUCGCUCCAACACCCAAGCCAAGCGGGUGGAGCGUCAAACCAUUUUAGUCUCGGCCACUGUGCCCUUUGCUGUCUUGAGAGCAGCGAGAGGUUGGGGCCGAGACCCACUUCUUGUUAGAGCGAAAACGGUUCUCUCUCUUGACUCUGCCUUGGCAUUGGGAUCUUUGUCACCCUCUCCUUCAAGCUCCGCUAUUACCCAAGCGGCCAUAGAGAGCUUGCCUCCCUCUUUGAAGCACUACUAUUGCAUAACCAAAUUACAACACAAGGUUGACACUCUUAGGCGGUGUGUGCACGCUAUCAAUGCUCUCUCUGUGAUUGUUUUCAUGAACCAUACCAAGCAGUUGAAGGAUACAGUUUUUAAGCUUGAGGCUCGAGGUAUCAAGGCAGCUGCCUUACAUGGCGAUCUCAGCAAACUUGAGAGGGGAACUACUCUCAAGAAUUUCAAGAGUGGGGAGUUGAGAGUUUUGGUGACUAAUGAGUUAUCAGCAAGGGGCUUAGAUGUUCCUGAGUGUGAUCUUGUGGUAAAUUUGGAUUUACCCACUGAUUCUGUGCACUAUGCUCAUAGGGCAGGUCGAACUGGCAGGCUUGGAAGGAAGGGUUCUGUGGUUACGAUAUGUGAGGAACCUGAGGAGUUUGUUGUAAAGAAGUUGGAGAGGCAGCUUGGCAUUCCCAUCUUCGCUUGUGAAUUCACAGAAGGCCAGCUUGUUCUACAAAAUAAUGAGAAGAAGGUUAUGAUUGAUUAUAUGUUUGCAAAGGAUGAAGGCAAUGGUUCAAGAUCACAUUCUUCGGCAAUUUGGGAGUUCAGAAACAGUUUCAGUUAUGUUGCAAGAAGGCAUUUUGUUCAAGCACCUAGCUUCUCAAUUGAAAGCCAAAUGUAAGAGAAAAUUUUAGUGAAAAUUUUCAAAUUAUGCUUAACUUUCCAACAA